GAGCGAGCGGAGCGGAGCGCAGCGCAGCGGGGCCGCGGGAGGAGCGCAGGGAGACGUCGCCGCCGCGCCGGGCCACACGGCACCACACAACAUGGAGUUCCCGGAGUUCCUGACCGGGAAUCCGUUCAGCACACCGGUCGGACAACGAAUCGAGCAGGCAACCAGCUCCAGCCUUCCAUCAGAGGACUGGGCCCUGAACAUGGAAAUCUGCGACGUUGUCAACACCACAGAUGAAGGGCCAAAAGAUGCAGUCCGAGCGAUAAAGAAGAGGAUUGUGGGGAACAAGAACUUCAGGGAGGUCAUGCUGGCACUCACGGUUCUGGAGGCUUGUGUGAAGAACUGCGGCCAUAAGUUCCACAUUCUGGUGUCCACCCGGGAUUUUAUAGAAGGGGUUCUUGUCCGGGCCAUCAUCCCGAGGAACAACCCUCCUUUGGUCCUGCAUGACAGAGUGCUCAGCAUCAUACAGGCGUGGGCCGAUGCAUUCCGCAGCUCACCUGAUCUGACGGGUGUGGUGUCUGUGUAUGAGGACCUGCGAAGGAAAGGACUGGAGUUCCCCAUGACUGAGCUGGAUGGCUACUCGCCCAUCCAAGCCCCAAACAAGAAUUUGGCUGGGAAUGGGCCUGUGGUCACUCUGCCUCUUGCACCCUCAUCUCUCAAUCUUCCCCUCAUCUCACCCCAGUCCUUUGAGCCAAAACAGAAGCAGGAGGGAGCCAGUGCGUUCACCCCCAACCAGGUGAAGAAGCUGAAGGCAGACCUGCGAGUAGUGCAAAGCAACCUGACUGUGAUGUCGGACAUGAUGAGUCAGCUGGAUCCAGUCACAGCCAAACACACAGACGUCGAGCUGCUAGAGCAGCUGUACACAAUUUGCAAGGAAAUGCAAGACAGAAUAGUAAAAGUUGUUCCUCGACUCAGUGAGGAGAAGCUGAUUGAAGAGUUACUGGCUACCAAUGAUGAGAUGAACACCACCUUCACUCGCUACCAGAGAUUUGAAAGACAUAUGACAAAUGGCCAAAACACAACAGAAAAGAGUCACACAUAUGUGAACCUAUCAGACCUCAACCUUGCAACUAAGUCUCCCAGCCAAUCAGAAGUCGACAGCCCUCUGAGCCAGUCAGUUGACGCUGUGUCCAGUCAGAUGGAGAGACUCAGUACAGGUGACGCAGAUGAGUCAUUUUCACAGAAAAGGAGCGUCUCACAGACUCAACGACAGUGUGAGCAGGGCGAAGCUGCCGUGGACGGCUUGGCUCAGGCUGCGAACAUCAGGCUGAAAAACACUGAAACGGACGCCAGCCCGGCCUCCACCUGCAGCUCCUCACCAAAGUUAGAAUGGAUGCUAAAAAGGGGAAUGGUUCCCCUCAGCCAGUCUAAUAUCAUGGAUGAUAUUGAGAAAUGGUUAGCCCUGGAUGAUGAGGAUGAUUUUGAUGAUUCAGAUGGGGUGAUCAGUGAAGAGUUUGACAGGUUUUUGGCGGCAAGAGCAAAAGCGGCAGAGCGGCUGCCGUCGGUGAAAGCCUCUACGCAGGGUGCAAACCACUCUCAGUCCUAGGCCACUCUGAACCUGGCAGCCUCACAACACUAAUGAAGAUCCUGCUCCACAGACUGAGAGAGGGAGAUUAUCUUCUUGCUGAAUGGUUGAAUGGCACAUGCAGUGAGCCGGCGACAUGGAAAUGGCAAUUGCAACCUUAAGAGACAGGCUGUUAUACUAGUGUACACUCUUAUUUAUUUUGGGCCAAACAUUGUUUUCAGCUGAUGAAACUGAUUUGAUGAAGUAUAGAGUUUUGACACUACUAUGAGGGCUUAUCCAUAUGUGGAAUGCAAAUAUUUGCACAUUUUGUAUGGUUUUAUUCCUGCUGUUGAAGAAGAUAAAAAGAAGGAAUAUUGUUACAGAAAAUAACAUGCAGUAUGUACGAUGUGCUCUGAUAAUUGUCAAACAUCCUAUUUGGUCACAGAGAAACAUUGUUCACUAUCAGAGUAGCAAACACUGUUAACUUGUAUGUGAGAGAAGCUCAGCUAUUAUGAUAGUGGAAUAGUUUGAUGCUUGUAAUCACAUCAUUGGUAAUGUAAGAUGUCUCACACACACACUCACACACACACACACACACACACACACACACACACACACACACACACACACACACACACACACACACACAAGACCAAUUUGGAAAACCAAAUUAAUUUUUUUUUACAUCUAACAUUCUCUUGUGAAGAUACUUUACUUGAAGUUUAACAGAGAUCCUGCAGAAUAUAAUGAUGGAAUACUGUCAUUAAAAAAGUAUUAAUUGAGAA
Myripristis murdjan (pinecone soldierfish) is the source of this 2286-nucleotide messenger RNA. RefSeq names its product target of myb1 membrane trafficking protein (gene tom1). Bases 92 to 1543 code for a protein of 483 amino acids. Gene Ontology annotation, cellular component: endosome; membrane. NCBI's taxonomy places the organism in Eukaryota, Metazoa, Chordata, Actinopteri, Holocentriformes, Holocentridae. The transcript has 16 exons. Gene Ontology annotation, molecular function: ubiquitin binding; phosphatidylinositol binding; clathrin binding. The record is from RefSeq and is a predicted model, not a curated record. Gene Ontology annotation, biological process: signal transduction.